AUGGUAAAAGAUACGAAAUAUUACGACAUUUUGGGGGUACCCCCCACGGCCACUGAGGCCCAACUGAAAACCGCAUACAAGAAGGGUGCUUUGAAGUAUCAUCCUGACAAGAACGCACACAACCCCGAUGCAGCUGAGAAGUUCAAGGAACUCUCCCACGCCUAUGAAAUCCUGUCCGAUCCUCAAAAGCGCCAAAUUUACGACCAAUAUGGUGAAGAGGGUCUGGAACAUGGUGGUGCCGCUGCUGGCGGCAUGAGCGCCGAGGACCUCUUCUCUCAAUUCUUCGGCGGCGGCGGUGCCUUCGGCGGCAUGUUUGGAGGCGGCAUGCGUGAUCAAGGUCCCAAGAAAGCGAGAACCAUUCACCACGUCCACAAAGUCAGCCUUGAGGAUAUCUAUCGUGGCAAGGUCUCGAAACUGGCUCUGCAGAAGUCGAUCAUUUGCCCGGCUUGUGAGGGACGAGGUGGAAAGGAAGGUGCUGUCCGCCAGUGCCCUGGCUGUAACGGUACGGGUAUGAAGACGAUGAUGCGCCAGAUGGGCCCCAUGAUCCAGCGCUUCCAGACCGUGUGUCCCGACUGCAAUGGUGAAGGAGAGAUGAUCCGCGACCGCGACCGUUGCAAGCGCUGUGGCGGUAAGAAGACGGUUGUUGAGCGGAAGGUCCUUCAUGUCCAUGUCGACAGAGGUGUGAAGAACGGUCACAAGAUCGAAUUCCGCGGCGAGGGUGAUCAGAUGCCCGGCGUUCUCCCCGGUGACGUGGUUUUCGAAAUCGAACAGAAGGAGCACCCGCGAUUCCAGCGUAAAGAUGACGACCUCUUCUACCGCGCCCAGAUUGAUCUCCUCACGGCCUUGGCUGGUGGUACUAUCAACAUCGAGCAUCUGGAUGAUCGGUGGUUGACCGUCAACAUCCAACCUGGCGAGCCUAUCACACCGGGUCAAAUCAAGGUGAUCAAGGGUCAAGGAAUGCCGUCUUACCGCCACCACGACUUCGGAAAUUUGUACAUUCAAUUCGAUGUCAAAUUCCCACAGGGCUCAGAACUGCAGAACAUCCACCUUCUGGAGCAGGUCCUGCCGCCCCGCAUGCCGCAACAGCAGCCGCCGCCUGACUGCAUGGUCGAGGACUUCGAUCUCCAGGACGUUGACCCAAGCCACAGCGCUCAGGCACGAGCACAGCAAGCCGCUGGCUACGAGGAGGAAGAAGAAGAUGGUGUGCCACACGGUGCUGAGCGGGUGCAAUGCGCAUCCCAGUAA
Molecule: messenger RNA, 1245 nt
Organism: Rasamsonia emersonii CBS 393.64
Lineage: Eukaryota; Fungi; Ascomycota; Eurotiomycetes; Eurotiales; Trichocomaceae
Product: Mitochondrial protein import protein MAS5
Exons: 4
Coding region: 1-1245 (414 amino acids)
Biological process (GO): response to heat; protein refolding
Cellular component (GO): cytosol; nucleus; cytoplasm
Molecular function (GO): ATP binding; Hsp70 protein binding
Source: RefSeq, a predicted model, not a curated record